GACGACGACAUUGUUGAGCGGCUGCCUCGGCCUCGUCGCCGGCACCUCGCAAGCUGUGGCCAGGCGCGGGCAGCAGCCCCGGCUGACACCGAACAGCAACAGGCCGGGCCUACUGCUCCUGCUCCUCCUCCUGCUGCUGCUCCCAACAACAACAACAACCGCACCUCAAGAUGCUGCUGCUGCAACAGGGUCGACGACGCAGCACGCUGAGCUAUCCCGUGGCGCUGCUCGUGGCGACCAUGGCGCAUACAACACAACUAAUAGUAUUCCAGCCUACAACAACAACAACAACAACAUCAUCAGCAACAACAACAGCGACAGCAAUUCCAACACCAACUCGACCGAUCCGCUCGCCGAUGGGGAUGCUGAGCAGAUGCUGCCACAGAUUCCGUCGUAUAUACGCACAACCGCCAUGUUCUUCUGCAUAAUCAUCAUGCUGCUGGGCGUCAUUGGCAAUGUGAUGGUGCCCAUCGUUAUAGUGAAGACAAAAGAUAUGCGCAAUUCCACAAACAUUUUCCUAACCAAUCUGAGCAUUGCCGAUUUGCUGGUGCUGCUCGUCUGCACGCCCACGGUCCUUGUCGAGGUGAACACACGCCCCGAGACGUGGGUGCUGGGCCACGAGAUGUGCAAGGCUGUACCAUUUGUGGAGCUGACCGUGGCCCAUGCCAGCGUCCUGACCAUAUUGGCCAUCUCCUUCGAGCGCUACUAUGCCAUCUGUGAGCCCCUGAAAGCCGGCUACGUGUGCACCAAGGCGCGCGCCAUUCUCAUCUGUGUCCUGGCCUGGGGCAUUGCGGCGCUCUUUACGAGCCCCAUACUGUGGGUGGCUGAGUACAAGCUGGUCGAGUAUAUCGAUGGAUCCUCGGUGCCAGUUUGCCUGACCCAAGCGAUUGGCGUGUCGACGGUUGGUUUCUUUCUGAUGACCAUAUCCGUGUUCUUCGUACUGCCAUUUCUCAUGCUGGUGGUGCUGUAUGGCAUCAUUGCCCGGAACCUGGUCUCCAAUCAGGGCGCCAUGCUGCGCGCACGCCCCACCAAGCCGGAGCUGAGUCUGAAGGCGCGCAAACAGGUCGUCCUCAUGCUGGGCGCCGUUGUGCUCUCAUUUUUUGUCUGCCUGCUGCCGUUUCGGGUGCUCACGCUGUGGAUUAUCCUGAGCACGGAGCAGACGCUGCACGACAUGGGUCUGGUGCGCUAUUAUAGUCUGCUUUACUUUUGCCGCAUCAUGCUCUACCUCAACUCGGCCAUGAAUCCCAUACUCUACAAUCUGAUGUCCACCAAGUUUCGCAAGGGCUUCGCUCGUCUCUGCCACGACGUCGCCCGUUUCCUAUUGAAGCUCCUCACCCUGGGACGCCGACGAGCCAAUCCAGCUGACUCACGUGGUCGCAGCGGCACCCUCUCCACGGGCACGGGCACCCAGACGAACUCCUCGAAUGCUACGGCUGUCACCAACUCGAGCAUUCUGUCGCGCAGCUCGAAUCGUCGCGGCAGCGAGGAAAUCAGCCGCACUCGGCUCAAGAUCGAGCUGCAAUUGCCGUGCGGCAGCGAUCUGGAGGCGAUGGCCAUGCUUCAGAACUCCACUUUGCGCAGCAAGCGACGGCAGAGCGACAGCCGGCUGCUCGGCGAGAAGAAACCGCGACGUCCCAAGCCGCAAAUAAGUUUCGAUGAGGCUGCCGUGGGACGAGCUCCGAAAGAGACUGUAAUGCCGGCAUGAAGCGGAGGCAAAUCCAGUCUAGGGAGGAGAAGAAGAUACAAGGAGACGAGAAGGAAGCCGGAGAAGGAAGUAAAACUAUUCCAGGCAGAGGAGAGAGAGGAGCUGCGGUAAGAGUAUAAACCGAAGGAGGAAACUUUAAAACUGGCCUGAAGCGGAGGCAAGUCUACGCAAGGGAGGAGAAGAAGAGACCCGGAGACGAGUAGGAGCCGGAGGAGGAAGUCGCCAGUGCCAGGCAGAGGAAGGGGAGGGGGAGGAGCUGUGGCAAAGGUAGAUACCGAAGGAGGAAACUGUGAAGCUGACAACGGAGGAGAAGCAGUAGUAACCGGAAGAGGCAGUGGCAGGAGGAGGAGCCGUGGUAAGAGCACAAACGUAUGGAGGAAACUGUAAAGCUGGCAUAAAGCGGAGGCAAAUCGCAUAAUGACAGACAGAGCCGGAGACAAGUCCAGGCAGAGGGGGAGACAAGUCCGGGCAGAGUUGGAGGCAGGUCCAGGCAGAGGAGGAGGAGGAGGGGGAGGACGAGGAGAAGGACCACGAGACGGAAGCGGAACGGAAUGAAAAAUCAUGUGUAACCCGUUUACACUUACGCUUCAGUUGAUUGGAAUGCGGCCGGCCGACAGUCUCAGCUGAUCCUGGCCAAGCCCGUAAUCGAUGCCAUUCAGGCCGUUGACAAGACCCAAGCUCAAAAUCCUUGGACAUAUCCGCACACAACCAAAAAACAAUCAAUUUUUCGGGCUAUUAAACUCGAAUGAAUGUGCCAAAGAUAAAUAACAGCAGCGACAGCCAAAGCACCAAAAACAACUACAACUAUUUGUGGGGAAGUGCGGCAUGGGCGGGGUCGGGGUGUCGUCCAUUAACUGGCAUGUAAAGCACGGCAAAUGGAAAUGGCUUUAUAUGCGCUUUGGUGAGCCCAUCAAGACGACGGAUAAACAUGAUUUAGUUGUAUUGAAAUACAUAGUUUCUGUUGCUUCUCUCUCUGCUGCGCAGUUUCUUUUCGCAGAGUUUGCUAUCGUCCAUUUGCCAAAAUGGCGGCCAGCAGCAAAAAAGUGUUGCCUACUUUGCGGCGGCCGAGUAAAAAUCAAAACUAAAAUGCAUA
This is a messenger RNA of Drosophila novamexicana, 2798 nucleotides long. RefSeq names its product growth hormone secretagogue receptor type 1 (gene ETHR). The coding region runs from base 374 to 1705 and encodes 443 amino acids. Gene Ontology annotation, molecular function: thyrotropin-releasing hormone receptor activity. The record is from RefSeq and is a predicted model, not a curated record. Gene Ontology annotation, cellular component: plasma membrane. Gene Ontology annotation, biological process: G protein-coupled receptor signaling pathway. NCBI's taxonomy places the organism in Eukaryota, Metazoa, Arthropoda, Insecta, Diptera, Drosophilidae. The transcript is spliced from 4 exons.